Messenger RNA from Staurois parvus, 1557 nucleotides. Lineage: Eukaryota; Metazoa; Chordata; Amphibia; Anura; Ranidae. The record is from the annotation of a GenBank genome assembly.
AUGACUUCCAGUAAAAUAGAGAUGCCUGGAGAAGUGAAGACAGACCCUGCUGCCCUGAUGGCCUCUCUACAUCUGCUGCCCUCACCCACCCCAAACCUGGAGGUCAAGCAUACCAAGAUUUUUAUAAACAAUGAGUGGCAGAGCUCUGAGAGUGGCAAAGUGUUCCCGGUCUAUAAUCCAUCCACCGGGGAGCAGAUCUGUGAGGUCCAAGAAGCUGAAAAGGCUGAUGUGGAUAAAGCAGUAAGGGCCGCACGUUUAGCGUUUUCUCUAAGCUCUGUAUGGCGGAGAAUGGAUGCAUCUGAGAGGGGGCGACUUUUGGAUAAACUAGCUGAUCUGGUAGAAAGAGAGAGAGCAAUCCUUGCUACACUCGAAUCCCUUAAUAGCGGCAAGCCUUUUCUGCAGUCAUUUUAUGUGGAUCUACAAGGUGUGAUUAAAACUCUCCGCUAUUAUGCCGGAUGGGCUGACAAGAUACAUGGCAUGACUAUCCCAGCAGAUGGAGAUUAUUUUACAUUUACAAGACAUGAACCUAUCGGAGUAUGUGGACAGAUCAUCCCAUGGAACUUUCCCCUAUUGAUGUUUGCAUGGAAGGUGGCACCAGCUCUCUGCUGUGGGAAUACUGUGGUGAUUAAACCAGCUGAACAAACACCACUCACUGCACUUUACAUGGGAGCGCUCAUCAAAGAGGCUGGGUUUCCACCAGGAGUUGUGAAUAUUUUGCCAGGAUAUGGGCCAACUGCAGGCGCAGUGAUAACUUCUCACCCUGACAUAGAUAAAAUUGCAUUCACUGGCUCUACAGAGGUUGGAAAACAGAUCCAAGAAGCAGCAGGAAGAAGCAAUCUGAAAAGAGUGACCCUUGAAUUAGGGGGAAAGAGUCCUAACAUUAUUUUUCCAGAUGCAGACCUGGACUAUGCAGUGGAACAAGCACACCAAGGUGUCUUCUUCAACCAAGGACAAUGUUGUACUGCAGGCUCCAGAACAUUUGUUGAGGAGUCGAUCUAUGAUGAAUUUGUUCGGAGAAGUGUUGAACGUGCAAAGAGGAGAGUAGUUGGGAGUCCUUUUGAUCCAACGACAGAACAAGGCCCACAGACUGAUAAGAAGCAGUACAAUAAAAUCUUGGAACUGAUUCAGAGUGGUAUUGCCGAAGGUGCCAAAUUGGAAUGUGGUGGCAAACCAUUGGGAAGGAAAGGACUCUUCAUAGAGCCUACUGUCUUUUCCAACGUGACAGAUGACAUGAGAAUUGCAAAAGAGGAGAUAUUUGGGCCUGUCCAACAAAUAUUAAGGUUUAAAACGAUGGAGGAAGUUAUUGAAAGAGCCAACAAUUCUGACUUUGGGCUAGUUGCAGCUGUAUUUACCAAUGAUAUUAACAAGGCCCUUACGGUCUCCUCUGCAAUGCAGGCUGGAACAGUGUGGAUAAAUUGUUACAAUGCUUUAAAUGCUCAAAGCCCAUUUGGAGGAUACAAAAUGUCUGGAAAUGGAAGAGAAAUGGGUGAAUAUGGAUUGCGGGAAUACACAGAAGCAAAGACAGUGACCAUAAAGAUCCCACAGAAGAAUUCCUAA